This is a messenger RNA of Striga asiatica, 1592 nucleotides long. The record is from the annotation of a GenBank genome assembly. Lineage: Eukaryota; Viridiplantae; Streptophyta; Magnoliopsida; Lamiales; Orobanchaceae.
UUCUCCCCUUCGUUGGCAUUCCCAUUAUUUCCCAGCCCAACUUCAUAGUUAAGGGAGAACGCAGGUCUUCAUUGUGUGCACUGAAAUUUCAUUUCUUGUUCACGACGAAAAGUGGAAACACUACACUUUUUGUUAGGAAAUAAUUUCUGCGAUUUUUCUGUCAGAAACCGAACAAUAUCCAGAAAUGCGAAGGCAGCUCUGUUUGAAGCUCUUCUCAAAGAUUCCAAAUAAUGUAUCGUCUACGAACGCCACAAAUUCGUUCUCCUCGAAUCCAAUUUUCUCACCGUCAAUCGUGAAAACCAGUGGGAACCCCUGCUAUCAGCAGCCCUUUUCACAGCAUUCCACGCUUUCGCAUUCCCAGUUAUGGAAAUUUUACAGCCCGAAUGGAGUUUAUGGGAGGAUUCAGAACGGGGUUUUGCCGGGCCCUGCUCUGGCCAGGAGGUUUUAUUCGAAAUCCCUUUUUAGGGGGCAGAGCAAUUUUCCUGUUAAUGGGGCGAUUAGAGUUUACUGGCGGAGAUUUUUUCACUCUUUUGAUUCUCAGCGGCGUGGCUGGCGAUCAGGUUUUAGACAGUUUACAGCUGAUGGAGUUGUUAUAGGCUUGAUAGUCGCAAAUGUUGCUGUUUUUAUAUUAUGGAGAGUGGCAAGCCCUGAAUUUAUGGUGAAGAAUUUCAUGAUUUCCGUAGACAAUUUUACAAGCGGCAGGUUGCACACGUUGAUAACUUCUGCGUUCAGCCACAACGAGAUGUGGCAUCUUAUUACAAACAUGGUUGGGCUCUACUUUUUUGGACUGAGUAUAGGAAGAACUUUUGGACCGGAAUACUUGCUGAAACUAUAUCUAUCUGGUGCUCUUGUUGGCUCAAUCUUUUAUUUAGCAUAUCAUGGCUUCAUUGCUCCAUCAUUCCAGGAAAAGCAAAUGUUUGGUAUCGAUCCUUCAAAAAGUCGAGGACUGGGCGCAAGUGGAGCUGUGAAUGCGAUUUUGCUUCUUGAUAUAUUUCUAUUUCCAACAAAGACCCUCUAUCUCGACUUCAUUAUACCCGUUCCAGCUAUUUUAUUGGGAAUAUUUAUCGUUGGUAAAGAUCUGUUGAGGAUAUUAGAGGUAUACUCGAAUUGGGGACUCAGUCUUUCUCUUUCUCCUUUGGGUGAUACUCAAAUUUCAGGAUCUGCUCAUUUGGGUGGAGCUACGGUUGCUGCCUUGGCGUGGGCCCGCACUAGAAGGGGCCGUUUCUGGCGAUUCUAAAUCUUCGCCUUUGUUAUUUUACUCUGAAUUCUUGUCUUCAGUAAUAUUCUAUGGGAUUGUUCAACUGAAUCUUUCGCACAAAGACACGAUUGCUUGCUUAUAAUCCUAUGUUAGGUAUCGGUUUCGGUAGGUGUAAUGAAAUGAAAGGCCUUCAUUACUGAAGUGUGUUACAAGUGGUAUGCCUAAAGUUCGUCAUCGUGUAAGAAAAAAAAAGUACAUGACAUAUAUUUUUGUAUACUGUCAUGCUCAUAAGUAUCCCACAACUUGGUUUGAAUACCCAACAUUUUCCCAAUCAAUUUAUGCACUAAGUUUGUUGAGUGAUUACUACUUUCAUGUACCUUGACAGGUUGUGAUU